This is a messenger RNA of Didymella exigua CBS 183.55, 3181 nucleotides long. RefSeq names its product glycoside hydrolase family 3 protein. The transcript has 8 exons. The coding region runs from base 237 to 2828 and encodes 863 amino acids. Gene Ontology annotation, biological process: glucan catabolic process. NCBI's taxonomy places the organism in Eukaryota, Fungi, Ascomycota, Dothideomycetes, Pleosporales, Didymellaceae. Gene Ontology annotation, molecular function: beta-glucosidase activity. The record is from RefSeq and is a predicted model, not a curated record.
AACAUCUCUGUCGCCGUCCUGUUACAUAUCAUAACCUGGAGACGGAUUAACAUGACUAUCGGUGUUUCUUGAAUGGGCAAGAAUCGAUACUACAAUCUUGGUUGUUGCGGGGUGUAGCCUUUUGCUUUAAAAGAGAGAGGGUACAUAUUCUCGUACUCUCCACUGUUGCUGGCCCGAUUUCUAUAGACCUGUCUUAUCCUACGAAAUUCACUUUCGAUAUGCGGUCGGCCAUUCUCAUGUCUUUGUCGUCCCUCGCGGCGGGCGCAGUGCUCGACAGGCGUGACCCAGUACCGCCAGGCUAUGUCGCUCCUCCCUACUACCCGACGCCUCAUGGAGGAUGGGUAUCCGAGUGGAGUGAAAGCUAUCGCAAGGCUUCGCUGCUUGUAGCCAACAUGACGCUGGCCGAGAAGACAAACAUCACUUCAGGCACCGGGAUUUUCAUGGGCCGAUGUGUUGGCAACACCGGUAGUGCACUUAGAGUCGGAAUCCCGCAACUCUGCUUGCAAGAUGGACCGCUUGGUGUUCGAAACACUGACCACAACACCGCCUUCCCUCCAGGGAUAACGGCAGGCGCGACGUGGGACAAAGACCUGAUGCGUCGCCGUGGCGUAGCAAUCGGCGAGGAGUUCCGGGGCAAAGGCGUCAACAUUCACCUGGGUCCAAGUGUUGGCGCUUUGGGGAGAAAGCCUCGAGGUGGCAGAAACUGGGAAGGCUUUGGCUCAGACCCUGUACUUCAAGCGUUCGGUGGUGCCUUGACAAUCGAAGGAGUACAGAGUGUCGGAGUCAUUGCGACUAUCAAACAUCUGAUCGCCAACGAACAAGAGAUGUACCGCAUGUACAGCUUAGUCAAGCCCGGUAUCUCCUCCAAUCUAGAUGAUCGGACGAUGCACGAGCUGUACUUGUGGCCCUUCGCCGAGGGAGUCCGUUCUGGAGUCGGCUCUGUCAUGAUCUCUUACAAUGCUAUCAACGGAUCGGCUGCCGCACAGAAUAGCUACUUGAUGAACGGACUACUGAAAGACGAACUCGGUUUCCAAGGAUUUGUAAUGUCGGACUGGCUAGCUCAAAUCUCCGGUGUACCGUCAGCACUUGCUGGACUUGACAUGUCGAUGCCUGGUGACAGGAAUGAGAUCCCGCUACUUGGAAACUCAUAUUGGAUGUACGAUUAUAGCCGUGCAGUACUGAACGGAUCGGUGCCGGUGGAUCGGCUGAACGAUGCCGUCACCCGCAUACUGGCUGCGUACUUCCAGAUGGGACAGGAUCAGAACUACCCUCGCCCUAACUUCGAUACCAAUACUCAAAAUGCCGAGGGUCCUCUCUACCCUGGAGCUUUAAUCUCUCCGAGUGGCGUAGUUAACGAGUUUGUCGACGUCCAGGGCAAUCAUGCAGAAGUUGCGAGAGAGGUUGCUAGAGACGCCAUCACAUUGCUGAAGAAUCAGAACAACACCCUACCACUGCUUCGUAACGCGAGCCUCAAAGUUUUUGGCACAGCUGCCGAAAAGAAUCCGGAUGGCAUUAACUCGUGCGCUGACCAAGGCUGCAACAAGGGCACACUCGGUAUGGGCUGGGGCAGCGGUUCUGCGCGAUACCCAUAUAUGGACUCGCCCAUUGAUGGCUUCAAAUCAAGGGGAUCAAACUAUCAGUACUUCAAUACCGACUCGUUCCCGUCGAACUCGAGCCCAAGUCCAAACGAUACCGCUGUUGUCUUCGUGACAGCAGACUCAGGAGAAAACUACAUUACCGUCGAAGGUAACCCUGGAGACCGCACAUCCUCGAACUUAAAUCUUUGGCACAACGGUGACAAACUUAUCCAGGAUGUAGCCGCGAAGUAUACCAGCGUUGUAGUGGUCGUGCACACCGUCGGUCCAGUCAUCAUGGAGGCAUGGCAUGAUCUCCCUUCAGUCAAGGCUGUACUGUUCGCUCAUCUCCCGGGACAAGAGGCCGGUACAUCACUAAUGGAAGUUCUUUAUGGUGACACCUCACCAUCAGGGCAUCUCCCAUAUACAGUGCCGACAUCCGAGAGCAACUAUCCUGCCUCUGUCAACUUGGUCGGUUACCAGAUCGGCCAACCGCAAGAUACUCACACAGAAGGUCUUUACAUAGACUACCGACAUUUCAACAAGGAGAGCAUCACUCCUAGGUAUGCGUUCGGAUUCGGACUGAGCUACACUUCUUUCUCUUUCUCCGAUGCUUCCAUCAGCGCGGUGACGCCCUUGACUGCUGUGCCACCAAGUCGCCCGGCAAAGGGUACAACUCCAGCGUACUCAACCGCCAUUCCGCCCGCUUCAGAGGCCUACUGGCCAGAGAACUUCAAUCGCAUUUGGCGAUAUCUCUACUCGUGGCUUGAGAAGAAUGAUGCAGACGAUGCUGCGGAGGCGGCCAACUCGCCCACAAAGUACCCAUACCCUGCGGGCUACUCGAAUGUGCAAACAGCGGGUCCUGCUGCAGGUGGUGCGCAGGGAGGUAACCCUGCGCUUUUCGACACGGCGUACGACAUCUCAGUGACUGUCACCAACACUGGUGCAAGAGCUGGCAAAGCCGUUGCACAACUGUAUGUUCAGUUUCCGCAAGGUAUUGCAGUAGAAACUCCAACCAUUCAACUCCGCGACUUUGAGAAGACAAGCACGCUGCAACCUGGCGCGAGCCAAACCCUCAGUCUGCGAGUAACACGAAAGGACCUGAGCGUGUGGGAUACAGCAUCCCAGAAUUGGGUGGUACCUUCGGUCAAUGGUGACUACGGUAUCUGGGUGGGCAGCAGCUCAGAUAGCCUGAGCCUACGGUGUGGUACGGCAAGUAUGACCUGUGCUGGAGGGCAAGCAAGUCCCGUUUGACAUUCCAACUGGUCAUCUGCCUCUCAAGGCGACAGAGCAAGGUAACACCGUAUAUGCCAUCGUUCUUACUGUUCUUUGCUCGACAACAUACUAUUUCGUCCUCGAUUAUGCUACGUCAUCUACAUUGCUUCCGCUUCAACCCUUUCUCGAGUUUGCUUUUGGUCAGAACGACGUAUACAAGACGAAGCUUUGACGCGAAAAUACGUCUCCCUGCGUAAAGAUAGAAUUGAUAGGGCGGUUGACAGUAGGUAAUGUGGAAAGCACAAUAGGAUCGUUGCUUGUGUAACAUCAGUGGUACGAUGCAACUGGAGCUGCGGACGUUGGAUCAUGAGAAGAAGACGCGACGAGUGGCC